Molecule: messenger RNA, 1169 nt
Organism: Carassius auratus (goldfish)
Lineage: Eukaryota; Metazoa; Chordata; Actinopteri; Cypriniformes; Cyprinidae
Exons: 7
Coding region: 51-1106 (351 amino acids)
Molecular function (GO): DNA binding
Source: RefSeq, a predicted model, not a curated record
UUGCCUAGACGUUGAUUUCUGCAGUAACGUAACCAGGAUCCUAAGGUGUGAUGAGAAAGUUAGCAGUGGUCCAGUGGGUCAGUGGGGAGGAUGCUGGGAUGUAUAGCGAGGUAAAAACCGAUGCCAUACGUAAAUAUGAUGACACCAAGAUGGAUGAUGAUGGAUACCCACAUACUGACUAUUCAGCUGCAGUGGAGUGGAAGAAAGGGAAAAAGUCAAAACAUGGUUGGCCAGUGUACAUGGCCUCUGUCAAGUUUGUGAGCAACAAUCGAUUUCAUACUAAUAAUAAAAUUAAGGAAUUUCUGGGGUUGGAGUCUGAUGAAAGUAGCAAAGCACUGCCUAAGAAAAGAGCCUCAGUCCCACCAUCAAGAUAUACAGAUUCAGAUGAAACUGAUGUUGAGAAUACACCGACCCAAAGGAAAAAGACAGUGAUCCCCAAACCACAGAGAAAUGUUGCCCAAAUGAUUGUUGAUGAGUAUAAAGCCACAACCUUGACAGAGACUCAGAAGAAGCUGAAGGAAAUGGAGGAGGAAAACAAAAAAUUGAGAAACGACAACGAAAAAUUAAGAAGAAUGCUUAUUAGAGAGCUACCAAAUCUGAUUAAUGAAGUGAAGAUGGCUCUGAAGUCUCAGUGUUCAUCAACAACAUCAGUCAGCUCUGACUUGGAAAGUAGACAGGGUUUGCCACAGAGUAUUGCACAGCCCUCCCCACAGCCCUCUCCCACAGCCCUCCACCCACUGAAAGCAGUAUCCACAGAACAGGUGGAAAUUUGUCCUGGAUCAAAUGUAUUUGUUAACAGACUGGCAUGGGCUGUGGCCCAGAAUGCGAACUCCACCUCCUGUUUUGUAAGAUCACUCCUGACAGCAGUGUUCCCAAUUGAUGUGCUUCUGGUGAGCAAUCUUCGAGGAACAUCCAGGGAUUCUGGGACACAACGUCAGGCUCUUGACAAAAUGAAAGUGGAUGCUAUCUACAGAGCAACACUGCAAAAGUGGCCUCAUGUGGUGCCCUCCAGCAUUGGUGCAGCCAUCAAUGCCAAACUUACUGAAAUUAGAGCAAAGAAAAAAACACAAAAACAUCCGGAAACCUUAAUGCUUUUUGAUGAUUGAUGGCCAUGACAGUGUAUGUUCACAGUUCUAGCCUUUUUGCAUGUUUUGUUAUUUCCAUGAGCA